AUGGACAAGUUUAGAGAAAGCGUGGAGGCUUUUGAUUCAGAGUUUGCCGAUUUCGAGCAAAAGCACUUUGAGUACACUAGCCUCUGCGAAGAAAUUCGGUCAAAACAACAAUCCUGUCUUCAUGACAUCAAGCACUACAGGCUUUACAUACAAAUGCUAAUGAGGCAAAUGCAGGCCUUUCAAGACACAGACGAUAUACAUGAAGCCGUUGAAUUGGCAGUCAUUAGGGAUCGUUUUGAGGCGAAGAAGUUGAUACUUAGCGAGAUGGAACAGAGUCUGCCGAAGAAGAAUAGGCUAUACCUGAACGUGGUCCUUGGCGCUGUUAAUGUCUCCUUCACCACCAAACAAGAAAAAUUCGCCUACAAAAAUAAUUACGAAAACUUCAAAAUCAUCGUUUCUGGUAUUAUGGCGCUUUUUGCCCUGUUGCUGUACAUCUGUCCACCUAUACGUCUCAUGGACUCGCUAUUUCAUUUUCUACUUGUUUGGUAUUACUGCACACUGACAAUCCGUGAACAGAUCCUCAUUCAGAAUGGCUCUAAAAUCAAGGGCUGGUGGGCCACUUAUCAUUUCAUUCUUACGGCUCUCACAGCUGUCAUGCUGAUUUGGUAA
Molecule: messenger RNA, 609 nt
Organism: Dibothriocephalus latus
Lineage: Eukaryota; Metazoa; Platyhelminthes; Cestoda; Diphyllobothriidea; Diphyllobothriidae
Source: the annotation of a GenBank genome assembly